AUGACAGAGACUCAUAGAGAGAGGUCAGCAUCACCCCAGGGAUCGCCCCGACCCAAUCCCAACAAGCGGACACGAUCCGACAACGUUCGGAGCGGAGCGGCCGAUGCCAGCGGGGAUGCAUCCCCAUCCUCAUCCUCUGCUCACAUCCCCGAGAUGUUUUGUUUGUUCAGGGAUGAGAUCGACGCUCAUAACGACCGACGUGAGCGGCUGAUCAAGUCGUCGCGCGAUGUGACUGCGCUCUCCAAAAAAGUCAUCUUCCUGCUGCAUCGAUUCGACAUCACCGACUUUGCAUCGGCACAGCCGACAGUCAAGACACGCAAGCUGUUUUCAGAGGCAGAGACCAAACUGCAAGAGAUUAUCUCGCUGUUGCGGCAGUCUGCCUUGGCCGAGGGAUUGGGCUCGAUAGAUGCGCCGGACGCGCAGUUGGAUGCGUCCACCAAGCGACUUCGAUCACACCGGUACGAGCGCAACCUAGGUGGUGGGCUUGAGGAGUUCAUCGAGGCCAUCUCGUUCUACCACUAUCUCCGCACCACACAGCUCAUCACUAUUCGCCAGAUUCAGGAUAGAUUCCUCGCCGAACCCAUCGCCGAAUCGCACUUCUACCCAGAACAAGCUGCUGAACCAUCAGAACCCACGUCUGCCCUUCCAGCGUCAGACUCACAGAGCGACCGUGCUCUGCACGUCCCGGCACAUCGAUACCUCUUGGGCCUCUCUGAUUUGACCGGUGAGCUCAUGCGUUUCGCCACCAAUGCUGUCGGCCAAGGCGACACGGGCCACGUCGUCAAGCAAGUCCUCGCUCUCACUCGGCAGCUCCGAGAUGCACUCGACCCCUUUGUGCCCCUGAUACGAGAUCUCAAAAAGAAGCAAUCCGUCACAAACCAGAGUCUCCGCAAGAUCGAAGACAUUCUUUACGCCAUCACCGUCCGCUCGGCAGAGUUCGGCUCAGAUCCGCAAGCACUUCGAGAAAUGGUUCGAAGAACUCUAGCAUCCUCUUCUGCGCCAAACCCUCACGAUGACGAUCAAAAUUAG
Sporisorium graminicola is the source of this 1029-nucleotide messenger RNA. RefSeq lists its product as uncharacterized. The transcript has 2 exons. NCBI's taxonomy places the organism in Eukaryota, Fungi, Basidiomycota, Ustilaginomycetes, Ustilaginales, Ustilaginaceae. The record is from RefSeq and is a predicted model, not a curated record. Gene Ontology annotation, cellular component: nucleus; cytoplasm. Bases 1 to 1029 code for a protein of 342 amino acids. Gene Ontology annotation, molecular function: RNA endonuclease activity; RNA binding; sequence-specific DNA binding.